Polypterus senegalus (gray bichir) is the source of this 2066-nucleotide messenger RNA. RefSeq names its product aerolysin-like protein. The transcript is spliced from 2 exons. Bases 317 to 1261 code for a protein of 314 amino acids. The record is from RefSeq and is a predicted model, not a curated record. NCBI's taxonomy places the organism in Eukaryota, Metazoa, Chordata, Cladistia, Polypteriformes, Polypteridae.
GGAAAAACGUCCAGUGUUAGAAACACAGCGCAGCUGCUUUAUCUCGGCUGGCACAAGUUUAUCUUGUUUCUCAGCGCAAUCUCUCAGCCUGGUGCAAAGUGGGAAGGAACUUUGAAAGACAUCGCCUUACUGUUUUAAAUAAUGACGUAGUUGUGCAAAUCUUGGGUAACGGCCAUGCUGUCGCAUAACGGGACGGGUUGAGGCUACGGGCAGCGCGCGGCUUUUGGGUUUUUGAGCAGACCGUUUGGCAUCGGAGCUGCGCGAUCGUCUCGAUUCUGCUCACAACUUCGUACAGGCUUCCAUAUUGAAAACCAUAAUGUCCCUGUUAACUGACACCAUCGGUGGUGAUGGAGGCAGCGAGUUUGAAUUUAAUGGGAUUGACAAUGGUGCUAUACUGGAGAAGAUCGGAGUGUGGGUCGGUCCCUUUCAGGUAAAGGCUCUGAGUGUGCAGCUCUCAGAUGGACAGACUAAAGAGUUUGGGAUUUACUCCGACUCUUACCCGUACAGUGAAUUUAAGUUUGACCCCGGAGAGUUCUUUACCUCUCUCUCGCUGUGGGGAAAUGGAAAAGGGUCCCGCUUGGGAGCUAUCAAGUUCAAAACCAAUAAGGAGAGGAAUUUUUUUGCCAAAAUGACACAGUGGGAAUUGAAAACUGAAUGCCCCAUGGAUAUUGGAUCCGGAGUUUGUCUGGGAGUGGAAGGUAGAGCAGGUGCAGACAUUGACUCUUUAGGUUUCGUGUUCAUCAACUCCAUCAAAUCAGUUGUAAUGAAAGAUGUAACAUACCCAACUUUACAUCACAUGAUUCCUAAUGUAAAUGUGGAAGAAAUUAAAUCAAUAAGCUACAGGAACAGCUCCACGGUUGAGGAACAACACACACUGGAGACCGCAAGUAAAAUCACCAGAACAUCUUCCUGGUCCACUGGCAGUGCUAUGGAAUCUGCUUAUAACAUGUCUAUUCAAGCUGCUAUUCCAGAAUUUAAUUUGAUAGAUAAUGAAUUCAGCUUGACGUUGGGAACCCCUUCGACCUAUGAGUUAGAAAGUAGUGACGAGAAAACAGAAAACCUCAUCUACAUUAUCAAGGUUCCUCCGGGGAAAAGCAUGGAUGUGCGUGUUACCUUUGGAAGAGCAGACAUUCAUCUUCCCUAUAAGGCCACUGUUGAAGUUACCUGCAUCGAUGGCACCACCUACCAGUAUGAGAAAAGUGGCAUCUAUAAGGGGGUUGCUUACACCAAUGCAAAGGUAGAUAUGCAGGAAGUCCCUUAAGCAUCUCACAUUACUGAACUUAUCUUUAACGUCACAUACACGGUAGUUGAUUUCUUUGAAUGGGGAUUUGAAUCUGCACUUUGCCAUUCAUCAUAAUAUCCUUAUUUUGCUUGUAAAGAAAAUUUUGUAAUGAACUCUGGAUCUGGACCUUGGAGAGACAUGCUCCUCCUCAGGGAGCGGCAGACUAUUUGAGGGGUUGGGAAUAACUGGAGAUGACAUCUAUAAAGCAACCCCUUGAAUGGCAGGUAGGGAGAAGCGGGCACAUAUACAUCACUUAGAGAGCACAUCAGACGCAUCGUCCAGCUGUAAUAGCCCACCGGCUGGAAUGUGAAGCUGCCAGAGGACCAUGGAGGGGGAACAGUGUAGUAGGUGUGUACGAGCAGAUAAAGAGACAAGGUAGCUGGAAUCACAAAGCACCAUCAAACACCUGUAUGGCGCCGGUGGAGGCAGGCUGAAGAAACCACAAAGGUCCACUCCAACGAGCAGCGUAAAGAGACAUGUUCAAUUCCUCCAUCUCUCACACCCUUGAGUCGUUAUAAUAUUACAUUUUCAGACCAAAAAAAAAAGGUUUAUGAUUCAAGUUUUUCUGUUCAUUUUCUUUUGAAACGUAUAAACGUCAUGUUCACACUUUGUAAAUAACACUUAUUAUAAUGUGUGUUCGUGUAGUGUGCAAAGGCACCUAUUGUCAUGUCUGUCUGUAAGACUCUCAGAGCAUCCAUUUUGUUGAAACUUGGUAAACUUGAUCUGUAAAAACAUUUCUUUCAGUUUUAAAUGAGACGUCUUCAAUAAAGCACAUUGAACACCA